This is a messenger RNA of Teleopsis dalmanni, 579 nucleotides long. RefSeq lists its product as uncharacterized. NCBI's taxonomy places the organism in Eukaryota, Metazoa, Arthropoda, Insecta, Diptera, Diopsidae. The transcript has 5 exons. The coding region runs from base 100 to 579 and encodes 159 amino acids. The record is from RefSeq and is a predicted model, not a curated record.
GCAGCACAUCACUGUGAUAAAAAAUUUGAGAGAUAAUAGUUCAUAUAACUGAACGAGUUAGCACUCUAACAUUUUCGUGUCAAUUGUAAUAUAUCACAAAUGAACAGAAAAAGUGGACGCAUUGCAAUUUUAUAUAUUAUUUUAAUAAUGCUGUCUAUAUGUGGCGAUUCCAACACACAAAGAAGUGUUGGUGGACGUGGAGUUUUAAGAAGGAACUACACUGGUAAAAAGCCCGUUUUAAUACAACAUCGCACCCCGGAUGCUGUCAACUAUUAUGAUCACGAAAAUGGUGCCAAAAUUAUAAAGUCUUCUCAUUUUGAACUGGAUUAUACACUUGGACGUAAGAUUACUUUCUUUUGUAUGGCACAAGGAAAUCCAAGACCCACAAUUACCUGGUUUAAGGAUGGAGCUGAAUUAUAUCAACAUCGUUUUUUUCAGGUAUUAUUAACAUAUACUGGCAUAAGAGAUAUUGCAGCAGCUUCACUCACAGUUGCAUUUGCUGAUGAAUGCGAUGUUGAUGUUGAUGCUGAUGCUGAUGUUGAUGAUGAUGGCAAUAAUGAUAAAUGGUUAGUUGGUUGA